Messenger RNA from Cyprinus carpio (common carp), 1999 nucleotides. It is a transcript of the gene asb2b, whose product is annotated as ankyrin repeat and SOCS box containing 2b. Gene Ontology annotation, molecular function: protein binding. The record is from RefSeq and is a predicted model, not a curated record. Gene Ontology annotation, cellular component: cytoplasm; nucleus. Bases 103 to 1803 code for a protein of 566 amino acids. Gene Ontology annotation, biological process: intracellular signal transduction. Lineage: Eukaryota; Metazoa; Chordata; Actinopteri; Cypriniformes; Cyprinidae. The transcript has 8 exons.
GUGUGUGUGUGUGUGUGUGUGUGUUCAUUCACUGGCGUCCACACACACGCGCGCGGCUCGAGCGUCUUUGUCUGUGCGCGCGCGCUGUGCGAUAAUACCAGGAUGACACGAUUCUCUUACGCUGAAUAUAUCGCAUUAUUUCGAUCAAAUGACAUUAAAAGAAACUCGCCGCCGCAGAAAAUAUCAUCAUCUGAACGCGCUGCAAACCGCGACGAGGAGCCGACAGAAGUCAUUUCUGCGGUCAGAAGAGCAGAAGCGUGUGACUCUGAUGACUGGACGGCUCUGCAUGAAGCGGCUCACCGCGGACACACACACAGCGUUCAGGUUCUGCUGAAAGAUCCCGGUGUGUGUGUGGACAAACGCACGCUACAGGAGCAGACGCCGCUGCUGCUCGCCGUUCAGGGGCCACACCUGGAGUGUGUGAGGAGUCUUCUGGAGGCAGGAGCCGACCCUGACAUCAGCAACAAGAACAAAGAGACGCCUCUUUAUAAAGCGUGUGAGCAGGAGAGCAUCAGCACGGUGAAGCUGCUGCUGGCGUUCGGCGCGGCGGUGAAUCAGCGCUGUUAUCGCGGCUGGACCGCGCUGCAUGAAGCAGCGAGACGAGACAACACUGAGCUCUGUGAGACGCUCCUGAGGGCAAGAGCCGCUGUAGACGCCCGCAACGCCGACAACGUCACACCGGCGAUAGAAGCGGCUCGGCACGGACACACAGGGACUCUGGCUCACCUGAUCCAGAACGGUGCUGGUGUGAACGUUCAGACGUGUGACGGGAACACUGCUUUAACCGAAGCCUGCAGACACGGUCACACAGAAACUGUGAAGCUUUUGCUCAAACUUCACUCAGAUGCCAACAAAGCCACCAACAGCAGACUUCUGCCGCUGCAUAUCGCCAGCCAGCACGGACACAAAGAGAUUGUUUCCUUAUUGCUCCCGGUCACCAGCCGGGUGAGGAUUCGGCAAAGCGGCAUCUCUCCCCUCCAUCUGGCAGCGGAGCACGACCGGCAGAUCAUCCUGAGUCUCCUGAUCGAGUCGGGAUUUGACGUCAACAGCAAACUCUCUCCCGAGUGCUCGGCCAGGUUCCAGGACCGGCGUGUUUCGGCUCUGUACUGCGCCGUCGCCGGCAGGAACACGCAGGCCGCUGCUAUUCUGCUGAAGGCCGGUGCGAAUCCCAACAUGGACCCCUGCAGCCCGCUGCUGUUAGCGGUGCGUCACGGCUGUCUGGAGACUGUAGCGCUGCUGCUGGAGCACGGGGCCCAUGUGAACGCUCGCCUGACCGCAGGCUUCCCAGCAGUGCUGCUGCACACUCAUCAGCUGGACGUCCUGCAGUAUCUGCUGGACAAGGGCUGUGACGCUCGGGCCUGCUUCACCUGCAGCGGAGAGGACACACACUUCAGCAGUCAGGCGGCGAACACCAGCCAAAGAAACACCAGCGGACCUGAACCGGAGCUAAAGUUCUGUGACUGGAUCUCGUCCUCCUGCUGGAGACCCUCGGCUGGGCCGCUCAUUGAUUUGCUGCUGGACUAUGUAGGAAACGUUCAGCUCUGCAGCAGGAUCAGAGACCUCCUUCUGGACGAACCGGAGUGGACGAGCAUUCAGGAGAAAACAUCGUCUCCUCGAGCCCUGAUGCAUCUCUGUGCGCUGAGGAUCCGGGAGCGGCUGGGGACGCAGAGACUGAGAUCUGUGGAGUCGCUGCCGCUGCCGGGCCCCAUGCUGCGGUACCUGAGCUCCAGAAGCAGAAGCUGCGGUCAGCAGAGGGACAGCCAUCAUCAUCAUCAUCAUCAUCAUCAUCAUCAUCAACACUGAAGGCAGAGUUCUGCUGGAUACUCAAACGGGUGCUCGCCAGAUUUUUGUGGUUUGUGUUUUGUGUAUUUAUAACUUUUAAUUUAUCAUGACAUUUUUUAAGUAUUAUGUUUGUGCUUGAUACACAGUUUUAUGUAGUUUAUCUGGAAAUACUGCGUAUGAUGGUGGUGAUGAGAAUAAAUGUGCUGCUUUGAGUGUA